This is a messenger RNA of Protopolystoma xenopodis, 645 nucleotides long. The record is from the annotation of a GenBank genome assembly. Lineage: Eukaryota; Metazoa; Platyhelminthes; Monogenea; Polystomatidea; Polystomatidae.
AUGCGCCGAGGACUUAUUUGCUCAAAUCUACAACCACAGCUCAAAGGCAAUCCCCCCAAGGCCUCCGGUGGGACCAACUUACGAAUCCUUUCCACCCGCCUUCUCAAACGUAACGAAAGCUAUGCUCCCAAAACUUCCCUCUUGCAGACCUUAUUUCGCAUCACCUUCACGCUCAAUACCUCAGAUCCUUAUUAUUCGGUCUUUAUCAGAUUUCCUCACCUCCUUUACUCCUUACCGCUUGUUAACCUUACUUUUAUACCAUUUCGUUCUGGUAUCUUUCUCUUCCUCCUUGUUGAUCCGAAUAUAGAACUUGCGCUCCGCCAUGUACAGUCUUGCCUGGACUCCACGGUUCGAAGUACGCCGUAUUGCCGGACGUAUCACUCCCGCGGUCGCCACUACCACUGCGGCAGUCGCCGGCCUUGUUUGUUUAGAGCUCGUGAAGCUGGCGCAGUGGAGAGUAGCACAGAGAAAAAGCAUCGCGUUGUCCUCCGGUACACCAUGUGGGUCGUUGGUGCAUGUAAAAUGAUUGUAGUGUCUGAUAUUGUCGGAUUUUAUACUUUGAUCUUUAUCUAUGGCUGUUUACAUUUGAUUCAUUCAUCAGUUACCUCUAAAAGGUCGGUUUCGUCCGAAUUGGGCUUGCCUUAG